Molecule: messenger RNA, 2815 nt
Organism: Fusarium redolens
Lineage: Eukaryota; Fungi; Ascomycota; Sordariomycetes; Hypocreales; Nectriaceae
Exons: 3
Coding region: 55-2655 (866 amino acids)
Source: RefSeq, a predicted model, not a curated record
AAUUUCUUCUGCAUAAUUCAGUAAUUCAGUACGUUUCACGCAAUCACAUCCAGAAUGGAGGUGAAUUAUACUGCUAUCACGGACUACUACAUGAUCAGGUGUUUUAGCGGAGGAAACUUCUAUGUCUGCAAGAAACCUUCGACUAACUUAGAGUUUGUCGGAUGCUGCGACUCAGAUCCAUGCGCCGACGGGUCUGGAAUCUGCCCGCAAACAGGUUUGCGACCGAUGAGCUACAGCCCAGGACGAACAGCAUACAAAUUCGGUCUUGAAUGCGGCGCACUUCAUAAUGCCUCUUUUUAUCGAUGUGAUUUGUCAAUGCCGCAUUUUCUAGGAUGCUGUGGUGUUGAUCCAUGCUCACGAGGAUGUCCGCAAAACCAAUUGAUCCCGGCUCAGUUACCGGCGCAAGAAGGAUGGCGAAAAUUGUUUCUUGAGCCGUAUCGUGUACAGAAUGGGACAGCUUCAGACUUGAGGCCUGGGGUAGAAGAGAAUAGUACUUUUGAGGCGCCGGACUUCUCGAAUAUCAACUGGGAUCGUGGCAAGCAUGAAGUUGGACCUGCAACUGUCAUAGGGAUUUGUGCGGGUUUUCUUGUCGCCACUCUGCUCAUUCUGGGGCUUAUACGGCACUAUUGGCCGUCUUUAGCCUCACCAAAUCAUGAAAAGGCAGAUACUGCACAUGCACCGUUUCUGGCCAAUGACUCGACAGACGAUGUUACGGAUUUCCAGAUGGAAGAGAUAAUAUCUCAUACAGGAAUACGAAAUAACUGGCAUGGAGGUCCAAAGACAUUAGAACACUGGGACGCACCAACAGUGUUUGGGUGGAUUUUCAGCGUUCUUCUGACAUUUACGCCGCUUUGUUUCAUCGCUCUCGCUAUCACAGCGAUACGCCUCGAUAACCAACCUCAUUCUGAAUACGGAAAAACUGUGUUACAACUAACGGUACUAAGUCCAUCUCUGUACCCCAUAUUAUUCGCCGCCUUAGUUGGAAGGUUUUACCGGGUCUUCGGCCGAUGGUGUCUCGAAAGCCGCGGCGGUGUAAACCUCCCUGUUCUAGAGCAGUUGAUCGGCAGUCAGAACUUGGCCACCGCCAUUGAGCGAAUUUUCGUGAUACGGACAAAUGCAGUUAUUGGCAUCAUCAUUCUCACUUCUUGGCUCCUAUCACCUCUGGGUGGACAAAGUUCAUCGAGACUUCUACGCGAUGCAAAGUUCGACUUGAUAUCGAAUGGAACGGUCUAUUAUGCUGAUCCAGCAUAUCAAGUAUCCCACUCAAGAUGGAUCGACUACCGACAUAGCGUUGGCGCAACAUACGCUGCGAGUUUAUUGUCGUCUUCGAAGCAGAAAGCAUCGCCGAGGGAUAUUUGGGGCUUGCCUAAAAUUCCCCAGUUGUCGCAGGACAGACUUGAUGAUGGCACAUACGAUCUCUAUGAUGUGAACAAAUCGGACUUGGUCUCAGGAAAGGAAUCUUAUGCUUCAUUGCUGGGUAUCAAGAUCCGAGGCCUCAUCAGACCCGACAAACCUACCAAGUUCAACUUUACGAUACCAACCUCAUAUUUCCACGUCAAUUGCGAUUUCGUCGACAGCUUUGAUCCAUUACGGGGAAAGUUGACUGAGAACCAAACCAACAUUCUUGAUCUGUUCUACAAAUACCCCAGCUUCUCAGCCUUCAACCUCCUGCCGGAAUCCUGGUUCAACUCUGAAGAAGAAGACGACAUCAACUCGCCCUAUCAGUUCCUGUACGUCAAGCAAAUGCGCGGAUCUCAACUAUACGUCGUAAAAUGUGCCAUUCACGAGAUCAAAGUCGAGACAACUAUUCACUGCGGACCAGGGGACCCAGCGACGACUUGUGAAGCGCGACAGCAACGGCGACUUUCCACUGAAAACCAGACAGGGAGUACUCUAUUUCCACCAUCGAUUACACGAAGCGAUUUGCGUCUCAAAGAGCUUAGUUAUGCUCUAUAUGCAUGGGCGCAAGCUUCGGGUGAUAAAGACGGAGUUCAACCGUCGCCAUCGGAGAUGUACCUGAUGAAAAAUGAAAAUCCGUAUGAGUACACCAGUCAAUUGCCGUGGACGAAAGAAGAUCUCGCCAAAUUCCCAUAUGUAUUUUCCAGACGAAUGACGACCGCUUUCAACACAUAUUGGGACGCUGGAUUGAAUCCUGGAGGUCAUACCAAUGUUUCAUAUGGCACCAUCCCGUCGCACAACAUGAACGGUCUGGAGACGGGUCAGACUUACAAAGACUCCUUCAUGAACACCACCAUGGGUACAAGAACAACCACGAUUGAUGUCUACAGUGCCCAGCGCGUAUGGGUCGGUCUGUUGCUAUUCACAACAAUGGUACUGCAAAUCCUCGCUAUUUGCGGCCUCGUUCUCGAAGUUUUGAUCCAAGGCCCGGACGUUCUCGGUUUCGCUAGUACUCUAACCAGAGACAAUCCGUAUGUGCCGCUUCCGGCAGGUGGAUCACAUCUCGACGGACCUGAAAGAGCAAGAUGUUUAAAGAAUAUGAGGCUUGAGCUCGUGGAUGUGCGCCCUGAAGAUGAAACUGGCUAUUUAGCCGUGAGGGCAGUGUCGUCAGCGAAAGGGCAGGAUCCAGGCAUGAUUGAAGGGAGCGUAAAAUCGAGAAAGUGGGUGCACUUGAAUAGGAGGAGGCUGUACGAAUAAAUCGACUAGCCUCGAUCAAGCAGUCACAAAUGCUGGGGCCAAGAUAUCGUAACCGCAAUAAACAGGGGUUAUUCAGGUCCCUGAAUAAACUAAACAAAUCUAUCCUGUCAGUGUCAGAAUCAGAUCUCGCUGAGUCACGCUUGGAGCUUCCUAUGAAAGC